Messenger RNA from Penicilliopsis zonata CBS 506.65, 690 nucleotides. RefSeq lists its product as hypothetical. The transcript has 4 exons. Gene Ontology annotation, molecular function: proton-transporting ATP synthase activity, rotational mechanism. Lineage: Eukaryota; Fungi; Ascomycota; Eurotiomycetes; Eurotiales; Aspergillaceae. Gene Ontology annotation, biological process: proton motive force-driven mitochondrial ATP synthesis. The coding region runs from base 1 to 690 and encodes 229 amino acids. The record is from RefSeq and is a predicted model, not a curated record. Gene Ontology annotation, cellular component: membrane.
AUGUUCGCCGCUAGAGUCGCCCGCGCUGGCCUGCGCGCCUCUGCCCAGCAAUUCGCCGUGCCUCGCACUGCUGUCGUCAACGGCGUGAGGAGCUACGCUGCCGCUGCUGCCCAGGACGUCAAGCCCCCUGUUGCUCUGUUCGGCAUUGAUGGAACCUAUGCCAGUGCUCUGUACACUGCGUCCGCCAAGACCGCUGCCCUCGAGCAGACCUCCAAGGCCCUGACCACCCUCGGCGAGGUACUGAAGAAGGACCCGAAGUUGAACACCAUCCUCGAAGCCCCGACCCUGUCCGUGUCCGACAAGCAGCAGAUCAUUGCGGAGCUGCAGAAGAUCGCCGGCGCGGACAAGGGCGACAUCAUCAAGAACUUCCUCGCUACUCUGGCCGAGAACAACCGUCUCGGUGCCCUCGGUGGUGUCUGCGACCAGUUCGCUACCCUCAUGAGCGCUCACCGCGGUGAGGUCGAGCUCAACAUCACCAGUGCUCAGGAACUCGACAACAAGACCAUCGCCCGUCUCGAGAAGGCUGUUGCCAAGUCCGAGUUCAGCCAGGGCAAGAAGCUCAAGGUUGUCACCAAGGUCAACCCUGAGCUUGUUGGCGGUCUCGUCGUCGAGAUCGGUGACCGCACCAUUGACCUUAGCGUGUCAUCCAAGAUUGCCAAGCUGAACAAGGCGCUCACUGAUGCUCUGUAA